This is a messenger RNA of Schizophyllum commune H4-8, 3196 nucleotides long. RefSeq lists its product as uncharacterized. The coding region runs from base 308 to 2890 and encodes 860 amino acids. Lineage: Eukaryota; Fungi; Basidiomycota; Agaricomycetes; Agaricales; Schizophyllaceae. The transcript has 6 exons. Gene Ontology annotation, biological process: regulation of transcription by RNA polymerase II. The record is from RefSeq and is a predicted model, not a curated record. Gene Ontology annotation, cellular component: nucleus.
GUGCUGUGACGGGCGGUCACAUCCAUCGACCGUCUCUUGUCCCAAACCACCACGCAGAACCUACCACAGGCACUUCUAUCAUCUACAUACCUCCCUUCACCCAUCUUAUAUCCCAAUCACCCCGCGGGACGCUCCAAAGACACAAAUCAGACCGCCCGGCGGUCAAUGCACAAUAAGCGCUGUGACCCUCCUUCCUAAAUAGGGCACAAUAGCAUCGCCGCACGAUAUAGCAGACACCGCCCCGACGGGCGCCUCUCUGUCCUAAACACCCAUCAUCGCAUCCUCUAUCUCUCCGCUCACAAACACCAUGUCCGACAAUGCCACCCUAUUCGCCGCUAUCAUCCCACCUAAACCCUUCCGCCCCAUAGCGUACGACCAGUGGCCUCCAGAGCUCAAGCAGGAGCUCCGCGGCGUGCCGAAGGUCGAGGUGUACGACCUCGCCGAGAACGGCUUCCUCGUCGUCCGCAACAACGAAUGUGGCAUUUGCCACGAACUUGUUAAAGGGCAGCGCAACCUGCAGCAGCACGCCCGGAACCAUAUGCCGAGCCACAUGACUCCCGACAACUCGUGGAGAUGUCCGGUGUGCAUGGGCACCUUCGCGCAGAAGGUCGGCGCCCAGACGCAUAUCAACUCGAUGCACACGCACGAGACUCGCUGGGCCUGCAGGCACGCGAAAUGCAAGUUCGUCUGCUUGGACAGAGCUACGCUCAAUAGGCACGAAAGUCGGUGCCAGCACCGUCCUAGUGCUGUCAUGGAGCCGGCGGGGGUGGUGAAGAAGAAAGCCGAGCCCAAGUGUCGUGCUCUUCAGGUUCAGCCUCCGGUCAAGCCUCGUCCUCUCGAAGCACCGUCGGUUGGGUCGAAGCCGUGUCCGCUGGCAGCACCGUCCGUCGACCUUAAGCCGCGUCCUCUUGAACUGCCGAAACUCGAGCCCAAGCAACGACCUCUCGACCCACCCAGGCCGUCCGUCGAGCACAAGCAGCGUGUGUUCGAGUUACCGCCCGUCCAGCUACCGUCUGCCGAGUUGAAGCCUCCGCUUGGGCUCCCGCCUAUGCAGUUGCCACCUGCCAAAUCACCGUCCAACGAGCAACCAGCCGUCGAGCCGCCUCUCAUGGACCUUUCCGUCCCGUCGCUGUUCCCGAAGCCAGGAUCUUCGCGCUCGCUGCUGAACCCCAAGAGUCCCUCUCCGCCACCCAGCGCCCAGCGUACCGAACCUGCCGCGGAGCCAGUCGAGCCGCCUGCGAGGUCUGCGCAACCUUUUGUGCAGAAUGUACGACCUCCCACGGAGCCAGUACAACCUUCUUUGAGGCCCGCGCAACCCUCCGGGCAGCCAGAGCAACCUCCGGCGCCGCCAGCACCACUUGCGAUGCCUGCACGGCCGCCCGUCACUCCACCGCCGGUCAUCUGGAACGUCGGGCCUCCUGCGCUGCCUAUACAUGUCCCAGCUCAUCCGUCUAUACAACCCACUGCACCUCCUCAAGUGCCUCUCCAUCCUCCUCGACCGUCUGCCAGACACUCUCGCCCGUCCCUAAGUAUUCCUCGCGAACUCCUCAACCGUUCUCGACUGCCUCGCGAGCCUCCCGAGUUCUCGUUCAAGACCGACGACGAUCCCGUGUUUCCAAGCUUACGCGGUCCCCAGCCGUGGCGCGUCCCGCGGCCCAGUGCCCCCUCACUACUUAAGCCGUUCUCGGUUUGGUACGAGGGUCUCGCCCAGGCGUCCGCCCCAGUCAAGUCGGAGCCGCCAAAGGCGCGGGCCAACCCGCCGCCUACCGUCCGCAACGACCUCACCUUUGUCAACAUUGCGUUCCACAAUCUUCCGCCCGCCUCCGUCAUGACCCCAGUCAAAUCCGAACCGUCGAAUAACCCUCCACUGCCAGAUACCAAGUCCUCCGUCCCGCCCGACGACACGUCCGUUCAAGACUCCCCCUUGGGCUUCGACAAGCCCGAGGAGCGCCUGACCGAGGAGCUCCUCCCACCCGGCUCGCUCAUCCCGCCCAAAGCGACCCUCAGAUGCAAUGACGAUAACACAGUGGACCUCGGAGACGGUACUAAGCUCGCAUUCGUCAAUGGCGUGUGCACCUACCCCGAUUGCGGCCUCAAGUUUAGCCGGUGCAAGAGGGACUGGACCCGACAUGCCAUGGUGCAUAUGAAGUAUGAGAACAAGAAGGAUCUGUCCUGGCGCUGCGGGGCGGAGGGGUGCGGCAAGCUCUACUCAACAAAGCAUGGCGCGAAGGAGCAUUUCUUCUCGAUGCACACCAACGCUAGACCGUACACCUGCCAGAUCUGCCACCACACCUUCUCGCGCGUCGACGCGGUUCGCAAGCACAUGCGUGGCAUCCACGGGCAGAUCAAGCGCAAGACGCAGCAGCUCUACCGCCCGUCGAGCAUGGCGGGGGCGCGAGCGCGCGCUGCGAACAAUGCAAUCUCUGCCGGCUUACGCAAGACCUCAACGUGCGCUUCCUCGAGCGACCGCGGGUCCUCAGUAGACUCAUCCGUCGACGACGCUUCAUCUGGCGGACCAUCCCGCAAGUCGUCUGUCGCGUCCCGUACGCCGUCAACCGAGUCGCUCGCAGCCCCAGUCGCAUCGCGCAGGGGGUCAGCCACCUCGCGCUCGUCAACCCCGGCGGUAGACGCGCCGCAGUGCCCUUCGCCAAGUCAUCCUCGUCCCACCGACGAUGCGAUGGCGACUGACGACGAGGGCACCGUCCAAGGGGAGGAGCCUCCUCCCAAGUACCACUGGCAGGAGAUGCCUUCUUCCAGUCUACGUCCCGUCAAGCUCGAACCGACCGACGACGACCUGGUCUCUGUCGUUGAAUUCGACGUCGACUCCGGGGACGAGUCUGAUAUCCCGAUCGAAAUCGAGUACGACGACGAGUCGAUGGACAUGGACUAGCACACGACUUCCCUCGAGACGUCUUUUCUCAGGACUUGUUCCGCAUUUAUGACUUUUUCAUGAUCACGACCACCACACUAACAUUGUAUCCCACAUUGACCUCCAUCCACUGUCCUUACUUACCCACGAACCAACUGUAGCACCUUCUUUCAGCCACUAUGUAGUUUUCGGCGCUCAGAUCUUACGUCUGGGUGCCAGUGUACUAUCGAACCCUGUUCCUACAGAUUCCGCCAUCACGAGGCACUAUAUCUACUAUUGUACCUACUGCUUUGCUCUCUACUGCAAUGGAGGCUGUAGUUGAGCUGC